GCUUGCACCCUCGGCCUCUUACCACUCCUCUUGUUACUGCCUCAAGCAAGCCACCGUCCAUCAUGGACCCAUAUUCUGCGCAGAAUUACUACCAGCAAUACCAGUACCAACACCAGGCGUCGUCUUCCUCCGAUGUGAACCCAUAUCACCAGCCCUAUGCGGGUCCCAUGUACCCUAUCCCAGGCUCGUCGACCUCCGCGCACAAUGCCCCUGUACCUGCCAACGCCUACGAAUAUGAUGUUGGAAUCCUCGCUCAGCAGAGUGUGUACGUUCCAGGUGCAAUGGUGGACAAACGCGGUGGCGCAGGAGGCAAGCUGGCCAAAGGCGGUAAGCGUACCACUGUCCUCCGCAAAGGCGGUGGAAAAGUCUGGGAGGACCAGACUCUGCUGGAAUGGAGCCCUUCCUGGUUUCGUCUGUUCGUAGGCGACCUUAGUAACGAUGUAUCUGACGACGUACUGUCCAACGCAUUCAACAAGUACCCGUCGUUUCAGAAGGCAAGGGUCAUUCGAGAUAGGCUCAGUAACAAGGCCAAGUUUGGCUUCGUAGCUUUUUCUGACCCGGAAGAUUUCCUCAAAGCAUGGAAGGAAAUGGAUGGCAAGUAUGUGGGUAACCGCCCUAUCAAGCUCAAGAAGGCUGAUAACUCUGUCAACCCGGUCGAGAUCGGCCACCGGAAGGCCAAGCAGCUGGAGAAGGAGCUGAAGAAGAACAGGCAUAAGCCGUAUUGAGCUCCAGUCAACCGUAGCAUGCGGUUGGCAGACAUCAAGGACGGUGGUUUUGGACGGGACAUACUUGCUAGGGAGGCACCGUAGAGUAGUGUAAUGUAAUGUCCGUUGUGUGCUCUGAAGGCAAUGUAACUUUAUACAUUUCAUCUUU
Molecule: messenger RNA, 873 nt
Organism: Dichomitus squalens LYAD-421 SS1
Lineage: Eukaryota; Fungi; Basidiomycota; Agaricomycetes; Polyporales; Polyporaceae
Product: RNA-binding domain-containing protein
Exons: 4
Coding region: 63-725 (220 amino acids)
Molecular function (GO): mRNA binding
Source: RefSeq, a predicted model, not a curated record